This is a messenger RNA of Chelonoidis abingdonii (Abingdon island giant tortoise), 1399 nucleotides long. RefSeq names its product 3-hydroxyisobutyrate dehydrogenase (gene HIBADH). Gene Ontology annotation, molecular function: NADP binding; 3-hydroxyisobutyrate dehydrogenase activity; NAD binding. Gene Ontology annotation, cellular component: mitochondrion. The record is from RefSeq and is a predicted model, not a curated record. Gene Ontology annotation, biological process: L-valine catabolic process. NCBI's taxonomy places the organism in Eukaryota, Metazoa, Chordata, Testudines, Testudinidae.
CUCCCUUCCCCGUCCACGGUCACAGGCAGAGAGGGCAGCCCGGGGAGGCGGGGGUGGUGUUUAAGCGGAGGUCACGCAGAGUGGAGCUAGGGGAAGCGGCAUGGCAGGAGUUUUAAUGCUCAGAGGCUUCGCCAGGCUGUUAUGCAAGCGCAGGAAGGUGCGUGCUGCCAGCGUUGCAAUGGUGUGUUCUAGGGCAAUGGCCUCCAAAACCCCAGUUGGAUUCAUUGGGCUUGGUAACAUGGGAAAUCCAAUGGCAAAAAACCUGGUAAAACACGGAUAUCCUGUUGUUGCAUAUGAUAUAUUCCCAGAAGCUUGCAAAGAAUUUCAAGACUCAGGGGCACAGGUAAUGGAUUCCCCAGCAGAUGUAGCAGAAAGAGCAGACAGGAUUAUUACUAUGCUACCCUCCAGCCCCAAUGCCGUAGAAGUUUACACAGGAGCAAAUGGAAUUCUCAAGAAAGUGAAGAAAGGUUCAUUGUUAAUAGACUCCAGUACUAUUGACCCUGCUGUUUCAAAAGAACUAGCUAAAGCAGUUGAAAAAAUGGGAGCUGUUUUCAUGGAUGCCCCUGUUUCUGGUGGCGUUGGAGCUGCUCGAGCUGGGAACCUUACUUUCAUGGUUGGUGGAGUGGAACAAGAGUUUGAUGCUGCCAAAGAACUGCUGACAUGCAUGGGUUCCAAUGUGAUCUACUGUGGAGAGGUUGGAACUGGACAGGCUGCAAAGAUCUGCAACAACAUGCUCUUAGCUAUCAGUAUGAUUGGAACUGCUGAGGCUAUGAAUCUUGGAAUCAGGUUAGGUCUUGACCCAAAACUGCUGGCUAAAAUCCUAAAUAUGAGUUCAGGCCGUUGUUGGUCAAGCGACACUUACAACCCUGUUCCAGGAGUAAUGGAAGGAGUACCUUCUGCUAAUAAUUACCAAGGUGGCUUUGGAACAACGCUCAUGGCUAAGGAUCUUGGCUUGGCACAGAUUACUGCUAUCAACACUAAAACACCUGUUCCUUUUGGAUCUCUAGCACAUCAGAUCUACAGGAUGAUGUGUGCAAAGGGCUAUGCCUUGAAAGAUUUCUCAGCUGUGUUCCAGUUUUUACGUGAGGAGGAGAACUUGUGAGCUGUUAUUUUGGCAACGGACACUAUUAGAAACCAAACACUUGUUUUGGAACCUCCAUGUAGUUUAUUUGAGAAGUGACCUUUGAUUAAACCCAUAUACAGGUCGUGAACCCACACCGACCUGUCUGCUUUUGGUUGACUAGGUUUCCGCAAACUCCAGGAUUUUUCAUCAAUUCUUUGAAAAGCAGGCUGAGAGAGGAGUUGUUUAUUUGGUCAAAUAAAAAAUACACUGAUUGUUUAAGAACCAUGAUAGCAUAUUCACAAAAUCCAGUUAAGUACUUUUUUUUUUUUAACUAAG